AUGUGGUCAUACUUCUGGCAUAUUGCAUUUACAGCGUUGCUGACGCUAGGACGGCUUACCGCAGGCAUUCAGCUUGAUAUCAAUGAUCCGAAUUCGAUCAAAGAUGCCGCCGCAACCGCCGCCUACGGGAUGAUGACCUAUUAUCACGGCAACGAAUCCGGUCAAAUUCCAGGGAAGCUUCCGGGCACAUGGUGGACGGGUGGUGAGGUAUUCAUGGCACUGGUGCAGUACUGGUACUGGACAGGAGAUACCUCAUACAACGAUGUUACCAAACAAGCCUUGAUCUGGCAAAAAGGCCACAAUGACUAUCUACCGGACAAUUAUACCCAAGAUUUGGGCAACGACGAUCAGGUAUUCUGGGGUCUCGCCGCGAUGACUGCCGCCGAAUUGAAUUUCCCCGAAGAUGAAGAGGUGUCGUGGCUCGCACUGGCGCAAGGAGUGUUUAACACUCAGGCGGAGAAAUGGGACCCGGAUACUUGCCAUGGUGGCCUGCGGUGGCAGAGAAAUUCGUGGAAUGGAGGGUACGAUCUUAAGAAUUCCGUCUCCAACGGAGGGUUCUUCCAGCUCGCUGCUCGUCUUGCACGAUAUACCAAGAAUGAAACUUAUACUGAGUGGGCAGAGAAGGCGUUCACCUGGGCCACAUCUGUUCCUUUGAUCAUCGAGAAAGGGUGGACUAUCAAUGAUCUGGUUACGGUGGAAUCGAAUUGCCAGGCACCUAACCAGAUGCAAUGGUCUUACAAUUAUGGCAUCUACUUUAAUGGUGCUGCGUACAUGUAUAACUUGACCAAUGGCGAUACGAAAUGGAAAAAUGUCGUGGAAGGCUUAUUGAAUACUACAUGGCGCAAUUUCUUCCCACAGGAGUAUGGGGGUAACAUCAUGGUUGAACCAUGCGAGCCUCAAAAGCAAGGAGUUGUACCAUGCGAUGGCAAUCAGUCCACAUUCAAGAGUUUGGUCACCGCUUGGCUCGCCUUCACGACCACUAUCAUGCCCGAGACACUGGACCAGAUCUUGCCCAAAUUACAGGGGUCUGCAGAGGGAGCAGCAAAACAGUGUUCCGGACCCUCCCCAGACAAGAUAUGUGGACAGCGAUGGUUUCUUGAUAAAUACGAUGGGGUCACCGGCCUCCGUGAGCAUAUGUGUGCGUUGAGCGUUUUCACUGCGAAUAUGGUUCCAUUCAAGACCGGAAACCGUGAUCAAGGUCCAUUGACGGCGGACACUGGAGGAACUAGCAAAGGUGAUCCGAGUGCAGGAACGGGGAGUCGCAAACCGGAGAAGGACAAGCCACGAGAGAUAACGACAGGAGACCGUGUCGGCGCCAGCAUUGCGACGGUGGUUGUUGUGGGUAUAUGGCUUGGAAUAGCGGCCUUUAUGGUGACUGGGGGUUGA
This is a messenger RNA of Aspergillus oryzae RIB40, 1386 nucleotides long. RefSeq names its product glycoside hydrolase family 76 protein. NCBI's taxonomy places the organism in Eukaryota, Fungi, Ascomycota, Eurotiomycetes, Eurotiales, Aspergillaceae. The transcript is spliced from 3 exons. Bases 1 to 1386 code for a protein of 461 amino acids. The record is from RefSeq and is a predicted model, not a curated record. Gene Ontology annotation, biological process: carbohydrate catabolic process; fungal-type cell wall biogenesis. Gene Ontology annotation, molecular function: mannan endo-1,6-alpha-mannosidase activity.